AUGGACGGCCACGGUGGGGUGGGGACGUCAGGGUACGGUGAAGAGGGUGAAGAUGAUGAUGACGAAGAGGAAGAACGAAAGGGUGGCACUGUGGCCGCGCAGGGGUCCAGACUGCCCCCCAUAGCGGGCGGCGGCUCAGAGCCAUCUAAACGGAAGGUGAAGAAGAAAAAGAAGAAAAAGACCAAGGGGUCGGGCAAGGGGGACGCUGAUAAACAGCAGAGCCGAGGCCUGAAGAAUCAGACGCUUUCCUCAUCUUCUCAUGACAUCUUAAAUCUGAGCAAAGAUAACUGCCUGAAGCAAAAGCAGAAACAGGAAAACACGCACACCCUCUCUUACCCCUCAGCAGGAAGUCUCCCCAACUUUGGUGAUGUAGAAGAGAACCUUUCAAACCAGAUUGACGAAAGUCUGCGUUGGGAUGGGAUUCUCUCAGACCCUGAGGCAGAAAAAGAAAGGAUUCGCAUAUAUAAAAUGAACCGGAGGAAGCGGUACCGGAUUUGGGCCCUUAAGGGUUUCCAUUCAGAGCAGGCUGCUGAGGAGACAGAGGAGACCCUUCCCUACUUCUCAGAUAGAGACGGCAGCUCCACCAGCAGACCACCCCUCUAA
Molecule: messenger RNA, 603 nt
Organism: Chrysochloris asiatica (Cape golden mole)
Lineage: Eukaryota; Metazoa; Chordata; Mammalia; Afrosoricida; Chrysochloridae
Gene: LIAT1
Product: chromosome unknown open reading frame, human C17orf97
Exons: 3
Coding region: 1-603 (200 amino acids)
Biological process (GO): protein arginylation
Source: RefSeq, a predicted model, not a curated record